GAGGGCGGGGAAUAUCACUGUGGGGGUGGGGGGGGGUGGUAUCUGCUCUGACAUGGAAGGUUAUGUGAAUGGAUCCCGAUCUAGAUCUAUUCUCUAUUUGUGAAGUAGGGAAUACAUCACAAAAUUAGAGAUGAAAGCGCUGAAACUAGCUCACAAGGAGGGCCAUACGGAGGUUUGUUAUGAUUCGUCAGGAAGCUUCAUAUUGACGGGAGGCAGUGAUGGUAAAGUUUGCAUCUGGGAAGGUCAAGAUGACACCGAUACUACAACAGUUACUGUUGGAGACAGAAUCUUUGCUCUGGCAUUCCAGGGAGGACGAUUUUUCACUGCUACUGAAGAAAACACUAUCCGUAUCCACACAUUUCCUGAUGGAGUUGGGGACGGAAUGGUUACUCGUUUUACAGCACCUGCGAGACACAUGGACAUUGCUGAGGAUGGAGCUAUGCUCGUGGCUGGAUCAGAUGAUUUCAAGGUGAAAGUAAUGUCGAUGGAAGAAAAUGAAUGCACAUGCCUGUACACAGAACAUCAGGCUCCAAUCCUUAGUGUCGCAAUGGAUCCCACACGAGAAUUUGUGGCUUCUGCGAGCUGUGAUGGAACUGUUAAAAUUUGGAGUUCUUUGGAUGGAUCAACUGAAAAGUCGCUGUCCCUUCUCUCAAAAUGUAGUGAAGCAAGUCAAGCAAAGUCUCUUUGCCGGAUGUGUUGGUCAGAAGAUGGAGAAUUUUUACUAAUACCAGUGAACAGUGAGGUGCAUAUCUAUUUGCGCUCGUCCUGGGAAGUUGUUGGGAAAGUAAGCAGCUCUGACAUAGCAGAUGAGAUCAAUGUCAUGGCCAUGUGUCCAGAUGGAAUCCAUGUGGCAGUUGGUUGUACAAAAGGAUCUGUGGCGGUUUUUGAUUGGCAGAACAAGAAGCUGGCUGAAAAGUUCUCUCAUCCUAAGCAGCUGGCGAUAACAUCUGUGGCAUGGAAUCCAAAGAACAAGAAGGAGUUAGCUUUCUGUGAUAAUAUGGGGCAACUUGGAUUUGCUGAGAUUUCAGCGAUAGUUGAAAAGUCCUCUGGAGUCCAGACCAAUGGAGAAGUGUUUGACGAUUUGGAUGAUGACAUGCUGGUGGCCUCUAGCUCGGUUCCCGGAGAAGGUGGAGAUGAUAUUGAUCGAGUGUUGGAGGAUCCCGAUGAGGAGAACAGCAUUGAUAUAGGGAGCAUCAAGCGUAGUUUGGCACCGUAUAUGGAAGACAAUGAUGAUGCUGAGUCCAUGGCGAGCAGUAAAGUGACAGACAUGCCACCCGUCCCAGUGACUGCCCCUGUGCUCCCAGCUAAUAUUUUCAAGCCCACUCCCCUACAGCCACCAUUUCAGCCUGGUUCUACCCCAGAACAUCUCUCAAGCAGAUUUAUGGUGUGGAACACAGUGGGUAUUGUACGCCAGUACACGUCGGAGGAGGAAAACUCUAUCGACAUCGAGUUCCACGACACUGCGACCCACCAUGCCCUUCACGUAGACAAUAACUCAGACUUUGUCAUGGCUGAUCUGUCAACGCAGGCUGUUGUGCUGGCCUCUAGGGGAGAUGAGGACAACCCCAGUAAACUGCUGUGCAUGCAUUUUGGCUCCUGGGACAGCUGCAAAGAGUGGUCGUACCAGAUGCCAGCAGGGGAGGAAAUACAGUCUGUGACAGUAACGGACACCUGGCUCGCUGUAGCCACAGCCUCCAGAACACUGAGGAUAUUUUCCGUUGGUGGGUUACAACGUGAAGUCUUCUCUGUGCCUGGAAAAAUAGUCUCUCUUGCCUCCAGUGGUAAGACGCUGAUGGUAGUGUACCACAAGGGCAUGGGCGUGCCCGGGGACCAGUACAUGGGCGUGUCGGUGAUACGUGUCUGCAAGGGGAUGAAGACGGCUCUUGUGAGGGAUGAGACACUGCCUCUGUCCCCAGGCUCCAGGCUGGCUUGGAUUGGGUUUUCUGAGGAAGGCACACCUUUUUAUAUGGAUUAUGAAGGAGUGGUUAGAAUGCUGAACAAGCAGUUUGGAUACACUUGGUGGCCUGUGGCAAAUACGAAAGAUCAUACCAAGGGGAAAUCGGACCAUUACUGGCUGGUGAGCAUGAGUGAGACACAACAGCAGAUUAGGUGUAUCCCAUGUAAGGGAUCUCGAUACCCUCCCACCCUGCCCCGCCCCGCCCUGGCUGUUCUGCCUCUGGAGCUGCCUCUCUGUGAUAUGGACUCAGAGAAAAGCAAAUACGAGGAAUCAUACCAACGUCAUCACCUUCUAGCGGAGAACUUGAAGCUAAUGGGAGGGGAAGAGAGUGGAGAGCUGUUUAAACCUGUCAGAGAGGCUCUCAUGAAGCUUUUUGCAUUUGCUGCCAAAGCUGAGAGAGAGUUCCGGGCUGUAGAGGUGUGCGACAUGAUGGAGGACCAAAGCUUGCUACAUUUGGCCGCCACCUACGCCACCCGGCUCAAGCGCAUUCAGCUGGCUGAGCGGGUCGGAAAAAUUAUGCACAAACGACAGGAGGAAGCCGAAACUGUUGCCAAUGAAGACGAUUCAGAAGAAGAGGACACUCAGGAAGUUGAGGUCCGAACCUCUUCAAGUAAUAGGCAGGCGGAGGAACAGUCUGAUGCUGAUGAUGAUGAUAUGGAGGUAGCGGAGGAUGACAAUGCAGACUCACAAGAACAGCCGUCUACUCCAGGUCCAAUGUUGAAGACAAACAUUGACAAAGAGUGCAGGUCAAAAGACAGAUCUUCAGGAAGGCAAAAUCCUUUCAAGAUUGCAUCUCCAGCUGAAAGGAGUGGAAAAAAGGGCAGCCAAGUAUUUGAUAAGAUGGAAAAAUCAACUCCAAAGGCUGCUCCCACUUUCGCACCUUUGCCUGUCAGCAUAAAAAAGUCGGUAAAAAAGACAAGCUCUGGCCAGGCAAAACUUACUGGCUUCAAGAAAGGUGACAGCACCAAGAGCAAGCAGAGUGACGGAGCCAAACAAGUCAAGCAGGAAGUGGUGCUGUCGCAGUACUCGACAGAGGAGACUUCUGAAAAUGAGCCUGUGAAAAAAAAAGUGAGUGCUUUUGACCUGUGGCUGGAGGAGAACAAGGGAGAUCUACGGGAAGAGUUCCCCGAAUUGUCCGACGAAGAUCUCAGUCAGAAGGCAGCCCAAGCAUUCAGAGCCUUGUCCAAAGAAGAACGACAGGUGUGGGUGCAGAAGGCUAAAUCUCAAACUGAGACCAAUAGUGCUGACUCGUCAAAGAAGAGAAAAGCUUCAACAGACGACGUCAGCAAACAGGAAGACACAAACUCUACCACUUUGCUGAAGAAGCACAAGUCUGGGGAGUCAGCAGCCGACAAAAAAACUCCCCUCUCUCAAACAACCAAUGCAAAACUGGCAAAAUUUGCCAAGACUGAUUAGUUUUUGUUUGUUGUUGAUCUGUGUGUGUGCAGCACAUCCAUGCUUGUAAAUAUGUGUAUAUGACUGUAACUGAAUUUUUAGUUUCACCUUUCAGUUUGUGCCCGUAUAUCUCGAAACUGUUCUGAGCUGUGAAAUAAACACGCUUGUGAUUGGGAAGGCCUUAAAAUAUACUUGAUGACUAUCUAAUUUUUUGUUCAAUAUAAUUUACGCCUGGUGUUUAAAAUUACAUUGUUACUGCACAGCAUAGUUCCACAAUUUCAUUGUCAGUUCAUUUAUUUGUUCUUCUCUCACUCUCACAGGAUGAUGGUUUCUGUAACGGGAUCUAUAGUUCAGGACCUAGGUGAAAAUCCAGUUCUCUGGUCCUUUUCAAUUUAUGAACUUAUGGAAAAAUUUAGUAUCAACAGUUAUUUUUCUGUCUCAGUCCAUCACAUAAUCAAUGGAAACAUGGAAAUGUCUUGAUUGAUCAUUGACUGCUUUUGAAACACACAAGCAGACCUCUAUGUUUUGAGCAAGUUUGUAGAAUUUUUGUAUUACGAUUUACCAAUUCUUAGUCAUGAAACUACUGUGUUAAUCUUUUCUAACAAUUUUCGUCUUUGUUUUGUAACAAUAAUUCACUCCCCCGCUGGGCAGUGCCACUGACUGAAGUGUCUUUAGGCCAUUCCCAAAGGGGGGACAUUUCUCGUUCAUGCACAGUAGAAUU
Aplysia californica (California sea hare) is the source of this 4073-nucleotide messenger RNA. RefSeq names its product WD repeat and HMG-box DNA-binding protein 1. Gene Ontology annotation, molecular function: chromatin binding; protein binding. NCBI's taxonomy places the organism in Eukaryota, Metazoa, Mollusca, Gastropoda, Aplysiida, Aplysiidae. The record is from RefSeq and is a predicted model, not a curated record. The transcript is spliced from 27 exons. Gene Ontology annotation, biological process: DNA-templated DNA replication; DNA repair; mitotic cell cycle. The coding region runs from base 131 to 3373 and encodes 1080 amino acids. Gene Ontology annotation, cellular component: nuclear replication fork.